Messenger RNA from Microstroma glucosiphilum, 799 nucleotides. RefSeq lists its product as hypothetical. The transcript has a single exon. Bases 173 to 583 code for a protein of 136 amino acids. NCBI's taxonomy places the organism in Eukaryota, Fungi, Basidiomycota, Exobasidiomycetes, Microstromatales, Microstromataceae. The record is from RefSeq and is a predicted model, not a curated record.
CAUCUCACAAAUUGGUGAAACCUCUGGACUUGAUCGAGCGUAGGCACUGGAGCAAGGUCUUAAAGCAACAGCUGCUCGCAUCGAUCAGCUUCACCCCUCAAGCCAAGAAGAGCAAGUAGAGCGGGCAUUCCUCAACCGGCAGAAGAGGGUGUUGAAGGCGUAGCAGUGGGUCAUGGUACACUUUUCGAAUUUGCUCACUCUUUUGUUGUCACAAUCUCAUCUCUUUGCUGUGCAAACCCUCGCUGCUCAUCUUCGAAUGCCUGAAGAUUGCUCUUGUGACUUUUGCCGUGCCUCAUUGCAGAAAGUUACUGCCUUGUUCGCACAUUGUCUUGCUCAGCUCCCUGUCAAUGUUCCUCUCCUUUCCAUACAAUCUUCUACCCGGACAGCCUCAUCAUAUCCACCAAUUCUCUCUCCACCAUGUGCAGCUACAAGCGUGAGCGCUCUACUACACCUGAGACCAAGCCAGCAGGGGCGAGGAACUCUCCAAAGAAGAAGACACCUUCCAACAGAAUCAAGGGCGAAGAUGGGACCAAGGAUGAAAAGGCGAAACCCUGGACGGCAGAGGAGGAUGCCGCUCUCAUGAGCGGGGUUCGUGAGGUCAUCGCGUAUGUAUCAAGCCCUGCUUGGAGCGGAUGUCACGAGGAGAUACAACACUGAAUCUCACUUCGUCUGUGGCUCCCAUCUUGCAACCACAGCAAGUACCAGCCGGACUAUUCGUGAGUGAAUCAGAUACCAGACCAUAUGCUCUUCGGCUUCUCGCUGACCUCUUCCCCCUCCCCGUGCUCCUUGUAGUGUCCUC